This is a messenger RNA of Cuscuta epithymum, 1901 nucleotides long. The record is from the annotation of a GenBank genome assembly. NCBI's taxonomy places the organism in Eukaryota, Viridiplantae, Streptophyta, Magnoliopsida, Solanales, Convolvulaceae.
AAAGCAUUUUAGCAAGCACUUGCGUUUUUAAUAAGUCAAUAAUUAAGUCUCAUCAUACUGAUAACUGAUAUGCCCAGUGAGGCUGAUCAGCAUAACAAACACGAAACACUUACCAGACUUCCUCCCUCCUGCAAACUGUAGCGCAAACGAAAACUGUGAACAAGAGGCGAAUUGUGUGGGCGACAGAAAGGGCGAAGGUAUGGAGAGCUUCCUAUGCGCGCAGCAGGUACAUGGUUUUGUUCAUCCCCCCUACGGUUAUUCUGCUUCUUUGCUCCAGAAGCGUCGCAUCCGUAUCAGUAAAAUGUCUCGGCUGCUUACGAGGAACAGUAGUUUUGGCCGCCGCUGCGACAGAAUCGUAUGUGGUGGAAGCUUCAAUGAUAAAACACAAAACACCCAGCCGGAAAGAAGCGGGAUUCAGCUUUAUCGGAAUAUUGAAAGAUUACUCACAGAUACGGUGAAACAUUCUCAAGAUGCUCGGGGUACCUUAAAAGACUGGAAGGAAGUUGAGGGAACAUGGGUCUUACGACCAAGACACACAAAACCUACACUACUUGUACACUUUGUUGGAGGGGUUUUUGUUGGGGCGGCUCCUCAGCUCACCUACCGCUUAUUCCUGGAGCGUCUCGCUGAGAAGGGCAUAUUAGUUAUUGCCACUCCUUAUGCUAGUGGCUUUGAUCACUUCUUGAUUGCAGAUGAAGUGCAGUUCAAAUUUGACAGGAGUUUUCGGUUUCUCCAGGAGAUGGUAGAAGAUCUUCCGGUUUUCGGCAUUGGCCACUCAUUGGGUUCUGUUAUUCACCUUUUGAUUGGCUCAAGGUAUGCUGUUCAGAGAAGUGGAAACAUAUUAAUGUCGUUUAACAGUAAGGAUGCGAGCCUUGCAGUUCCAUUGUUCUCCCCGUUCCUUGUGCCAAUGGCUCAAAGCAUUGAACCACUUCUUUCACAAAUUGCAGCAUCACCAACAGUCCGUCUUGGGGCAGCGAUGACUCUAAAGCAGCUACAGACUCUUAGCCCUACUGUUAUGAAGCAAGUACUUCCGCUGGUUGAACAGCUUCCUCCUUUAUAUAUGGACUUAAUUAAUGGAAGAGAAAAUUUUACUCCCAGACCAGAAGAAACAAAAAGACUGAUAAAGUCUUACUAUGGCAUUUCAAGGAAUCUCUUAAUAAAGUUCAAAGAUGACACAAUUGAUGAAACAUCGGCACUAGCUCAGCUGCUUAGUACGGAUUCUGCCAUCAGUUCAGUGUUGGAUAUGUCUAUUCGAUCUUUACCCGGUGGCCAUGGACUUCCUCUACACCAGGCUUUCCCAGAUGUACCACCUGCAAUGACGAAUGUCGUUAACAAGAGUGGGGAGCUUCUGGCAAAUUUGAGUGCGGGAACACCAUGGGAAACCUUAGCUAAAGAAGUAGGCAAUGCCUUGGCCAGCGGAGACUCAAAUGUCCUUCGUUCUGAAGUACCCAAAGACCUUGAUCAGCUAAUAGAUGUAAUUGUUUCAUGGAUGGCUUCAAAUUCUGGCCCCAAACUUCUACGAAGCUGAAAAGCAAAAUUUUCGUUCCGAAAGAUUGGACAUUGACCAAAUGUCCAAAAUAUUACCACUUUGUUGAUUUCUAUGCUAUAUGUGGAACAGUGGACAUGUGGAGUUUCAAGUUCCAACGCAUGGAAGAAGUAAAUAUGAUACGGUAUGAAAAUGUGACUUACAGAGACUAUGGAGAUAUUUCAGUGCAAACUUUGUGUUUUUUUAUUUGUUCAUAAAAACAUUGUCGGUUUAGUGGUAUCAUGUCUAUCCUUUAUAAAUUGAUCGAUAACACAUCUGUAAAUAAAAUCAUAUUAUGUUACGGGAGUAUAUAUUGUAAAUAAUUAAUAUGGUAAUUGAUCCUCAUUUUUAAUAAGAAUUUUAUUAAUCCAUGUCC